CAUACAGUCCCACAGGUGGCGCAGUGUUCAGUAUUGUGUGUCUUAUUCUACUAUUUUUGUGCUGUGCUUCUAAGAGGCUGACUGUGGAGAGUGCUGGUUAUUAUAAGUGUAGAGGAAUUAUCUGGUGGCUAAGUAAUAUUUGAAGGCAUUUCGGAGUUUCUCUGUGAUCAACACAAGUCAACAUGAGUACUGCUACACAGAGGAAAAGACGAACAUCAUCUGCUACAUGUUCCCGGCGUGGAAACGGCAAGAGGAGCCGGACCCAGAUGUCUCAAACAGCGAUGGAGACCAUUGAUGUGCUGGAAAGUGACAGAACUAACAGUGGAGAUGUGGUAGAUUUAACAUGUGAAGGGUCUGAACCUGCGGUUGUUGACCUCACCAAUAAUGAUUCUAUUGUGGUUGUGGAAGAUGGUGUGCAAAGCAGACGCGGACAGGGCCCAGAGAGUUAUGUACUGAGCAGUGAUGAAGAGGAAGAGUCCAGUCUUAGACUCAGUCCAGGCUUACUUUCCUCUCUACAUGCCAGCUCACGAGCCAGGUCUACACCAGGGGCUGUUAGCUGUCCUGUUUGCAUGGAUGCUUAUUCAGAGAUCAUCGAGAGCGGUCGACUCAUGGUCUCCACAAAGUGCGGCCACCUUUUCUGCAGUCAGUGCAUCCGCGACUCUCUCAACAGAGCUCACAGCUGUCCUACAUGUAGAAAGAAACUCACACACAAACAGUAUCACCCAAUAUAUAUAUAAUAGUAAAAACUCAUCUUACAAAUGUGUGUAGUACGCUCUCAUGAAAGAACUUCACAGCUCCAUAUUUUCACUGGCUGUUUGAUAUUUUACACAUCAAUGCCGAGAUGAUAUUUGGCAUUAUUUUGUCUUGUGGGAUUCUGUUGGAGCUAAAAGGGCACUUAGAAUUAAGUAUUUUUAAAUUCUCUCUCUCUCUCUCUCUCUCUCUCUCAAUAUAUAUAUACACAUACAUACACAUACACACACACACACACACACACACUGUUUUGUGAAGGAGUUUUGGGAAUAUAUCCUGACAUUGAAUAGUCUGGGUUUAUGGUUUAAAGCUGCUAUAUUAAUAUUUUUGUCAGCUAUAUUGUUUGUAGUAUUGAAUACAUCAUUAGAUUCCAGUUCAAAUAAUAAAAAAUAAAAAAAAUGAAUGACCAACUGUUACAAGUAGGAUCUUGUAAUGUUAGUUUAGUCUUGAACAAUAUAGCUUCCUGCUGUGAUGGUCUCCAUUCUUGUUUAGUGAAAUUUGUAAGCCUGUAAUGAUAGUUUGGGGCGCAUCGCCUUCACCUGAUGGACAACUUUUAGGUUGCCCUCCCCCUGUAUCUUUUCUCAUUUGUUUGUAUAUCCUUCGUACCAGCCUUGUUAGCUUUAACUGUCACUCAUAGUUAACUUGUUUUCAUUCAUUGUCUGUGUAUUUGAUCGGAAUCCAUAUUCAGAUACUUAUUUUGGCAUCAAGCAUAUUGUUGCAUUCAAAUGAGUUUGAGGGAACAAUAAAUGCUGACUAUGUAAAUGUGCUUUCAUCUCAGAAGACCUCUUCAACUGAUUGUUUACUCAGAGGUCAGAGAAGUGAAUGGUAAAUACUUCUUGACCGGUUAGCUGAGGGUGACUGGAGGACUAAAGCUAACAAGGCUUGUUUGCCAACUUAUAUGUGUUAAAUGUUAAUAUUUGUAUAUACUUUAAUGUAUAAAGGACCUGUAAGUUAAGAGGUGUUAGUAAUAGAAAGACCACAACAUUUAUUUCAAUAAACAUUUUGAUCGCU
Molecule: messenger RNA, 1761 nt
Organism: Cyprinus carpio (common carp)
Lineage: Eukaryota; Metazoa; Chordata; Actinopteri; Cypriniformes; Cyprinidae
Product: E3 ubiquitin-protein ligase RNF4-like
Biological process (GO): positive regulation of transcription by RNA polymerase II
Molecular function (GO): zinc ion binding; transcription factor binding
Source: RefSeq, a predicted model, not a curated record